AUGUCUAGUCCAGACUCCACUCCAGGCAUUGGACCUUUGCAUUGGGAUCCGCUACUGAUUGUCUCAGUAGGGAUAGUUUGUUUUAUCCUUCUGCUAUUCAGUUACUUCAAGAUUAUACAGACGCGUUGCUGUGGAUUUCUAUCUGUGCAGUUCUACAGAAAUCCAAUUCAAAGGCGUCAACUAAACGAUCAUAUUCUUGAAGAUCAUGAUUCACAGCUCCAAAGUCGUGGUCUAGACUCCUAUAUUAUGCAUUCACUACCAAUCACUCAGUUCAAGAAGAACGACGAACAAACUACUAGACCAAAUAACUCAGAUUGUGCAGUUUGCUUAGGUGAAUUUCAAGAAGGUGAAUGGCUGAAACACUUACCUUAUUGCUCUCAUGUCUUUCAUGUUGCAUGCAUUGACACUUGGUUUCAGAUUCAUUCAAGCUGCCCACUAUGCAGAUCAAAUGUGUUUAGUGUCAAAAUGCAGCAAGGACAUUCCAUUACUAUGAACACAUUACUGGAAACUCUGAGAAGGGAAGAUUUCAAUCGUGAACGAUCAGUUCACAAUGAGGAUAUCCGGUCACAGAUAUUACAGAAUCAUUCUUUCUAG
This is a messenger RNA of Solanum stenotomum, 594 nucleotides long. Its product is annotated as RING-H2 finger protein ATL66-like. The coding region runs from base 1 to 594 and encodes 197 amino acids. Gene Ontology annotation, biological process: protein ubiquitination. The record is from RefSeq and is a predicted model, not a curated record. Lineage: Eukaryota; Viridiplantae; Streptophyta; Magnoliopsida; Solanales; Solanaceae. Gene Ontology annotation, molecular function: transferase activity. The transcript has a single exon.